Messenger RNA from Scylla paramamosain (green mud crab), 7949 nucleotides. RefSeq names its product leucine-rich repeats and immunoglobulin-like domains protein 1. Gene Ontology annotation, molecular function: protein binding. Gene Ontology annotation, cellular component: extracellular matrix. The coding region runs from base 556 to 2256 and encodes 566 amino acids. The record is from RefSeq and is a predicted model, not a curated record. The transcript is spliced from 15 exons. Lineage: Eukaryota; Metazoa; Arthropoda; Malacostraca; Decapoda; Portunidae.
CUGCUUUAUGUAUACUUUUACAACCAGUGUUCACGUUACGGCCCAUCACGCUGCCGCCGCCCGCCUCCUGCCACCACUCACACCUGCGCCACCUCACCUGCCCCUCACACGGCCCCCAUGGUCCUUCAAGGCCCUUCGAGGCCCCGCCUCUUCCCUCUCAGCGUGAGGCGCCUUCAGCCUCGUUAUACCCUCAGGUUGCCCCGUCGGCCGCCGAGGACGCCGCGCCCCAGACACCCCGGCACACACCCCGGGUACGUGUCCUCAGUUCAUCCACCAGGCAGCCGUUGAACCUUCCUGGGCAGUGUUCUUAUUGGCGAAGUCAGGCACACGUUCACCUUAACAAGUCAGUAAGGGAGAGAGAGGUUACCUGGGCAGCUCCUCGUCCCCGGGUGAGGGUUAGGGAGGCUGCCACACUACAAACCAACGGUAACAUCACCUGAGCCGCCCCCCAUGUAAUUUGUCAAAGAGGACGUGAGAGAGUGAGCGGUUACCUGUGUUGAUUCUCGUCCCCCAGGUGAGGGUGCGGAGGCUGCCACACUGCAACCAACGGUCGUGAUGGCGGGCGCGGCGAGGCGUGUGUGCGGCACUGGUCUGGUGGCGGGCGCGCGGGGGCGAGCAGCAAACCACAGCGGCAGCAGCAGCAGCAACAGGAGAAGAAGAUGCGGCGUGGGCGUUGGCCUCACUGUGCUGUGGGUGGGGCUGACGGUGGGGCUGGCGCAAGGCUACCCUCAGAACGGCGUGAUGGGCGUGGGCGUCUCCAAAGUGACCAAGUGCCCCAGCAGCCUGGACAUUGCCCCCUGCACUUGCCGGGAGAUGAAAAAAGGCAAGGACACCGGCCUUGACAUCGUUUGCGAUAACACGGACCACAAACAUGUUCGUAACGCCCUCGACAUCCUCAAGAAUAAGCCAGCCGAGAUUUACUGGAUGAAGUUCCGCAACUGCAACCUGCCUCGCAUCACCGACUACGUGUUCCUGGGCCUCGACGUGCGCCACCUCAACAUCAUCCGCAGCAACGUGAGCGCCAUCGAGCGGGCCUCCCUGUCAGCUUUGGGCGGCACCCUCCUCACCCUCGACCUUGCCAACAACAAGAUUCGCGAGGUCCCCACGAGGGCGCUGGGGAUGCUGAAGAAGCUCACGUUCCUGAACCUCAACUACAACCCGAUAUCAGUGCUGAACGAGGGCGCCUUCGACGGCCUGGUCAUGCUGGAGCGCCUCUCCCUCUACGAUAACCACAUCACGCACAUCAACGACAAUGCUUUCAAGGGCAUCGGCAGGAAGCUGAUGCGGCUCAACCUGGGCAAGAACAAGUUGAAGUACAUCCCAACUGACACCUUCCACCCACUCACCAACCUUGAAGUGCUCGACCUCCACGAGAACCGCAUCAGCCAGAUUCCAGAUGGUGCAUUUGAGGGUCUUCGCAAGCUGGACAUGCUGAAGCUGGAACACAACGAGAUCAAAACCAUCCAGGCCAACGUGUUCAGCGAUCUCACGGUGCUCAACUCCCUCAACAUCGAGCACAACCUCAUCGCUAACAUCAGUGACCGAGCAUUUGCAGGAUUGGAGAGUAACCUGGAAUGGCUGGAGCUGGGCCACAACGCGCUGGACCACAUCCCCUCACACGCCCUUCGCCCACUCCACAACUUGAGGCAACUUGACCUGGAGUCCAACAACAUCUCAUACGUGCAGGAGGACGCCUUCAAGGGCUACGGCGACACCGUCAAGUACAUCCUGCUGGACAAGAACAACAUCAAGAGCAUCCCGCCGCUGGCCUUCAUGGAUCUUCACUCGCUGGAAUGGCUCAAGCUCUCCUACAACGACCUCACCAGCCUCACCGAAGACACCGUCCAGCCCAUCCUCGACACCCUCACCAUGAUCGACGUCUCGCAUAACCCUCUCCAGUGCAGCUGUGACUUGUUGUGGCUAUGGAGGUGGCUCAGUAACCCCAACAACCGCGAGACCGUCAUAUCGUCCAAUGAUCACAUAUGUAUCACAAAGGACCGUAAAUCCCACCCUAUCGAGCAUCUCCCAGUGCAACAGUUUGACUGCCCCAGACACGUUCCCAAUGAAAUGGUGCCGCCUGUGCCUCAGGCCACCCCUCACAUUUGGCCCACAACACCUGAAAACACGACGUCCGGGUACUCAGUAGGCAGCGGCACAACAAGAUCUCCUGACGGCGCGGCGGUGAUGGUCUGCUCGCCCAUCCUCGUGGCUGCCGGCAUCGCCUCCGUCGUCUUAACGGACAACGCGUGGCAUUAGUCUGCGUGAGCCCCGGGCCACGGUCUGCCUGGCCUUGGGUGCGGCCCGCGGCGGGGAUGCUGCUUCAAGGCAACACUAUCGCUCCUAAGAGGAUAUUUCAUGUCUAUCCACUAAUUACUGGCUACCUUGACAGCACUCCAUACUGAACAGUGUAUCCAAGAGUGGACAAGUGACUGAUUGUAGCAAAGAGUGCUUCAACAAAGUGAGGAGAGCAAGUCUGUCUUGUGACUGUGGCAGCACCAUGCACCAGGUCAGCAUGCAGUGCGCUACUGCCAAGACGACGAUGACGACGACGACAACAACAACAACAACAACAACAACAACAACAACAACAACAACAACAACAAAACUGCUACAAUUACAAGUACUACUUCCAUUACUUCCAUUACUGCUACUCCUACUAUUCCUACUUCUCCUACUACUACUACUACUACUACUACUACUACUACUACUACUACUACUACUACUACUACUACUACAACUACUGUAGUACUACUACUAACUUUAUUACACUACUACUUUUUAUUACUACUACUUUUGCUACGGGCUGCUUUUUUCUAUUUAUACUACGUACAUACUACUUCUUUUACGACAACAACAACAACAACAACAACAACAACAACAACAACAGCAACAACAACAACAACUACUACUACUACUACUACUACUACUACUACUACUACUACUACUACUACUACUACUACUACUACUACCACUACUACUACUAAUACUACAUCUACUAAUACUACAUCUACUAAUACAAGAAUAGUAAUAAUAAGAAGAAUGAGUGAUAAUAACCAACCAUGUAUCUAUUGUAUACUUUCUUUCCUUCAUUAUUAUGCAUUUGUUUUAUUAGAGAUAUAAUCAGGUGGAGGAAGGGUUGGCCCCAGCGCUGCCUGACCCCUUCUCUCCCUCCCCCUCGUGCUUGCCUCGGCUGCGGGCCCCCCUUCCCCUCCCGCCUGACAGGUACGGUAAGGUGUGUGGCGCAGCGUCGGCCUUAUCUUGCCUCGCCAAGCGCCGCGCCGCCACACCUGUGCCGGAAAAACUGACCAAUAGCUAAUAAGAUACUAGUUCUUGUCACAGGUAACAUAAGUAACGCGCACAGGUAAUAUCACUCCCCCUUCCCCCCCCUCCCUUUCUCCUCCUGUUCCCACCCCACCCUCCUCCCGCCUCUCUCUCUCUCUCUCUCUCUCUCUCUCUCUCUCUCUCUCUCUCUCUCUCUCUCUCUCUCUCUCUCUCUCUCUCUCUCUCUCUCUCUCUCUCUCUCUCUCUCUCAUCCUGCCCAACAAAACCCAUCCUAUCCCAUUUUCUUCACACACACACACACACACACACACACACACACACACACACACACACACACACACACACACACACACACACACGUUGGCGGGUUAUUAAAAUCCAUAGUGACGGGCACCCUAAAUAGGUGGUUAUUGAAUUAUAUAAUUAAGAACACUUGCUUUCAAAUUCUAGGAAAUCAAACAAAAAAAAAAAAUAUUGUGCACGUUAUUUUUUCAACACACACACACACACACACACACACACACACACACACACACACACACACACACACACACACACACACACACACACACACACACACACACACACACACACAUUUCUUAAGAGAAUGAUUUCUAUUAGUGUAAGUCAGUUGUUGCAAUUUUUUUUAUUGAGAAUUUGUUAAAAAAAAAAGCGUUUUAUACAAAAGUUGGAUCGUAAAGGGUUGCCAAAAAUUAGUAUGGUGCACCCAAAGACUUGAACUCUGCCCAUCUCCUCCUCCUCCUCCUCCUCCUCCUCCUCCUCCUCCUCCUCCUCCUCCUCCUCCUCCUCCCCCUCUUGCCCCUGUCCCUGCCCUGCAUGAAGCACAUCCUGACGGAGCACAAGAGAGGUGCGGGCGGUCACCUCAACAGUACCGCCCGCGGCGUCACCACCACACGUUUACGCCUUCCCCGCACGCCUCCUUCCUCACCCUCAUGACGGCUCAAGUCCAGAGUGUUCUCAUGCAACAAGGAAUACUGUCGGUAAAUUGUCGUGGAGCCGUUUUUGGCAUCGGCAGCCACGCACUUCCCGCUACGACCGCCGCGCAGGAGGAUCGUGGUCGUCACCGUGAUUAGGAAUCGUAACUUUCAAAUUAAUGAUAAUGAUAUUCUCUUUCACUUUCUCUGAAAACCAUGAAUUAUCAUAUCAUAUUGUUGAAGUUUUUAUUUCAUACGAGUCUGUCUGUAUAUAUAUAUAUAUAUAUAUAUAUAUAUAUAUAUAUAUAUAUAUAUAUAUAUAUAUAUAUAUAUAUAUAUAUAUAUAUAUAUAUAUAUAUAUAUAUAUAUAUAUAUAUAUAUAUAUAUAUAUAUAUAUAUAUAAUGAGAUACUGCGAACUGUUGUUGCAUGUUGAAGGUUUACUGUUAGGAUGACCUGAUUUACGUUCUCCGGAAAAGCUGAUAUAUAUAUAUAUAUAUAUAUAUAUAUAUAUAUAUAUAUAUAUAUAUAUAUAUAUAUAUAUAUAUAUAUAUAUAUAUAUAUAUAUAUAAUCAGUAAAAGUGUCCCAAACUUGAGGUGAAUAUUUUGUUUGUUCUGAGACUUGAGGCGAGGAGGAAAGCGUCCCUCAGCUGUCAGGCUCACACACCGCACCACUCCUCCACACUCUGAGGAGGCGUUGUAUUCAACACCCUCUCUUUUAACGCAUUUUUCAUAAGCACGAUCGCCACUGAUGUCCACUAAUGCCGCGAGUGUAGCGAGCCGCUAACCUCCACACACCGCGCACACCAGAGGUGGUGGAGAGCGCCUCGCAGUGUCCAGUGAGGCGCGGCACAGCUCACUCAGUGACUUAGCAACUGUUGAGACUUGGAUUUCUAUAUAUAGAAUCUAGUUAUGGUUAGAAUAAGCCAAAUAUUCACGUCCUGAAGUUUGACACAAAUUGCCUGGGACACGUGUGUAUUGGGAAUGGCGGUAACUGUUCCACUCAUGAGGCAGUAGCCAAUAUUUGGUGUCCCAGUUUGUUUCAUUCCGGUACUGACUAAUUUCUAAAAUAAAGUUCGUGUUGAAAAUACAUAAUGUUAGAUUUUUUGAAGAUUAUAAGAUUUUAUGGUUUACAUAUCUGAAAUAUUUUCGGGUGCGUGGUGCCAGUAUUAGCGAGGCGGUCCGCGGGGCGGCGCGCGGUGCUGUGCUGCGGGCCGCUGUCCCUGGGUGGAAGGUUAGCAGGCUGAUGGUGCGUCUUGCCAUUUCUUUGGGUGAGUGAGGCUUUAACAAUACUGUAAAUAAUACUAAGUGACGCGACACGUGUGCGUUAGACACGGGCCGCCACGUUCAGUCCCAGAUGCCAAGAUUUAAUUACUCGGGUCGUAGCCGAGAGUUUUAGGCCUUAUUAAUAAUUACCUUUAUGGGAUCUAGGGUUACCUGUAUUCUACCUUUUGGAGUCGCUGAUGCAAGACCAUACACCUACAGACAUGAUAAAUUCCAGUCUGCUUGUGUCACUCUGAGUGCAGUACAUAGUACACUACUUAGACGAUCAUCUGCUUACUAAAGCUUCUCAUCACAGCUGCGGCGUUUCAUUUGUUCGAGUUUUGUUUUCGUAAAGUUUCCGAUACAUAUUUUUCUUCCAGAUAUUGAUAUAAAGUAGUAGUGUGGAAUGUGUGUGUUUUGGUGGACACUGAUGUCUGGGUCUCAGUCUGAUUCCUCAGUGCCUAGUCAGGAAAAGAGCCUCCGUGGCUCGCAUUCACUAAUGUGGUGGUGAUGGGGCGCCGCGCACUGCCAGGUUCAGGUUCUGUGCUCGCUAUCACAAAGAAAUUUUCAUGGACCUAAGCAAUACAUGAUCAUCACCCGCGCCUAAAAUACAUUUGCCUGUUGGGUUGCUGUGUGUGUUCAUACGUUUGUAUCAGAUACGUUAAGUGGUUGUUAAAUGCUUCGAGCCAACAUGGUGCUUCGACUUGUGUUGCGAACCAUAGUGUAGUUCAUCCCAGUUUACUGUCAAGUCUUACUGCUGUGGAGUGUCAUUUUUCAAUGUAUUUCGUGUGAAUACAAGCUUGGGUAACAGGGAGUGUGGCAUUAUGGGAAAGGCAGAAACGCAGAUGUCAGUGUUGGCCAAUAAUUUCUUUACAUCCUUUUACCUGGAUGAACCAAAACCGUUGUGUGUGUGCGAGGAAGAGCAACUGAGUUACUUGCUGUUGAAGUGUUCUCUGCAUAUUUGCCGUGUGGUUGUUCAGCGUGUUGGUAGAAAUGUAACAAUUUCCGCCUAGUCGCUUUAGAUGCCAUUCUUAUGUACAGUUUCAGAUGCUUUCCAAAAUAUUAUCCUAGUUGAAGUAAAUUUAUGUAGUCUGUGUAGGGAAUCGAGUUAGUUAAAUAUAUUAGAAAAAACAACAGCAACAUAUUAUUGCUAGAAAUGGUGGUGGUAGGUCUUGGCCGAAAAAAAAGUAAUAUUUUAUGAAUUAUGUAUAAAGAUAAAACUUGAAUCAAAUGAAUACUUGCGAUUGGAUUUAUGAAACUUUUAUUUUGUGUGCUUGUGCGUGUGUGUGUAUAAAAUUAGGAUAAGGUAGCAUGCCAGUCACUGUGUUCUCCAUGUUGUUUGCUCUGGCUGUACACUCCUUCCUAACAUCACACAGACAAGCCCGCACACCCGAUCCUCUUCCUGCACCCCUGUCCUCGCCCUCCCCACACACUGGCUCCCUAUAACAAACCAUUCGACCUUCAUCUGCUCCCUAAGCCUCACCUUUCGUAGACAAGUUGAUUUCCUGACUGAUUAUUUUUACAUAUAUACCAAAUUUCACUCAGUCUUAAUCAUAAAAUUACAUUCUAGCUUUUUAAACAGUAUAUAAGUAGAAAUUAGUGAAUUGUUUCAAGGGUGUUAUUAUUAUUUGUUCAUAAUUUGAGAUAAUACUUGGGUACAGUUCGAGGCGCCUUUCAAAUCCUCUCUCCUCUCUUGGUCACUCAUCUUUGGGCAUGCCAAACCCACCUUGUAAGGACCCACAUGUUAAUGAGAUGCUGCCGUUGGCUUUGACUGUAGUGUGUGCAAGUUGUGUAAUACAGUUUAAAGAGAAAUAAGAAAGCCUUAUCAACAGUGACAGCGGUGUGGCACUGAACCAAGAGUCCGUUCACACAUUCUCACCAGCAUGAUAGGGGCAUCUCAGUGUCUCACUCCAGAGAACUCCAUUUUUUUCUUCCUUGUUCAAUAUAAACCCCCCAAAAAAAAUUAAAUAAAAAAAGACAAUUUCCUGGAGUCUGUCUGUACUUCUGUCAGUGUGGCAUUAGAUUGUCUCUUUAUAGCUUAGAAACUCAUGUGUCCCAUCCUGCCAGCCCCGCAAUCCUUUAUGAUAUAUUUUUGUAAUCCUCUGUCAAGGUAUCUGGCCGCCACCCCAUUGCAGGGCUGGCAGGAAGGCAGGUGGUGGCUGCUCUGGGGUCACCAGCACGUUAACAGUUGCCAUGCUGAUUCUGUGGUUGUAUGAGGCGAAAGACUGUUAUUGGUAUGUGGACUCUGUUACAUGGACCAGGUAUAGCAACAGUUACCAUAUGAAAGCUGAUAACCAAGACAAGGACAGCUACUAACCUGCCGGUUGGGUUGUGUCCUGUACACGACUCCAAGUCAGUCACCAAGUUUUCAAUUACUAAUAUGUUUUAUAAGCCACCUCAGGCUAGUUUUUGUUGUCAGUUGAUACCUGUGAAGAAAUUGAUGGAUGAAACCAAUAAAAAAAUUAAACAAU